This is a messenger RNA of Diplodia corticola, 420 nucleotides long. RefSeq lists its product as uncharacterized. The record is from RefSeq and is a predicted model, not a curated record. The coding region runs from base 1 to 420 and encodes 139 amino acids. Lineage: Eukaryota; Fungi; Ascomycota; Dothideomycetes; Botryosphaeriales; Botryosphaeriaceae. The transcript has a single exon.
AUGGCGGAUCCCGCGAGCACCGAGCAUGCAGCAGCUGCUGACCGGCGGACGCAGUCGGAGCGCGCCAUGGAGCAUCUGGAGUGGCUCGGCGGCCAGCUGCACCCGCUCGAGCAGACCAUUCUCCUCAACAACCUGGAAAAAUUCAUGAAGGACUCGGACAACAUGGUCGCGCGCAUCAAGCGUGGCGAGCGACCUGCUGACGUCUUUGCAUCCGACUGCAGCCAGUCCUCGCCCCGUCCCAGCCCACCCCCCACCGAGUCGUCCGGGUCGAGACGGCGGCGCUUGAGCUCUGGCCAAAGCAGAGCGCUAAAUGGAUCUGCUUCCGCUUCAUCGACAUCGACGGGGACGGCGCGGCGCGGCAUGUCGAGCCCAGAGCAGGGCGCGGCACCCGCCAAUCCGCGGAAGAGAGCGGCAGAAUAA